Messenger RNA from Coregonus sp. 'balchen', 3459 nucleotides. The record is from the annotation of a GenBank genome assembly. Lineage: Eukaryota; Metazoa; Chordata; Actinopteri; Salmoniformes; Salmonidae.
AUGGAGGGCCACGCCACAACAGUCGAGGGACACAUUUUUAGAAAGUUUAAACCUGAUGUGUCAAGACAUCAAGGCUACAGCUACCACAAAACACACAGCACCACAGAACACCAUGUGGGCAGAAGAAGUGCAAGUAAGCAACAGAGGGGAAAAAGGAGAGAAAAAGAGAGGAGUAGAAUGAUAUGCUACAUUGUUACUAUAAUCUUCAUCCAACCACAGUGAACAGUGGGGCUAAGGUUGAAAAGUCUGCAGUUGUACAAAGAGAAUGUCUGGGUCCAACAUCAAGCCUCAAAAGAAAGGACAUCUCCGGACUAUUCUAUUCUAUUCUAUUGCAAACACAAAAGUCGAAAAAAUGGUUUAUGGAGAACCACUUUUUUUUUGUUUGGAGAAAGAAUAGAUAGAUAGACAAACUAGAUUGCGGAUUGCAGUGUGUCUGGAGGGAGAGAAAGAAAGAGAGGUAUAAUCCCUCCUUUCCCAGGAAAGAAAGGAGAGGAGAGGAGAGUAGCAGGAAGACUAAUAACACAGGAGGCAGACCCAGCUAGACUCUCUCUCUGCUGUUGCCAGUCUGAUAAAUAACACUUAUCUUAAAGAGUCCCUGCUCAGGAAAUAAUACAUUAGGAACACAGCGAGAGGACAUAGUGUGAAUAAAUGUAUCAGUAGUUGUAACGAUCUGGUUUGGUCUGAUUGUUUUGUUAUUUUGUCAGGAACAUUUUGUCAGUUGUUUGUGUAACAAGUCUAUGUUAAAAGCCAAGAUGCUGCCCACUCAGAAUAGUUUAUUUGAAUUAAAUGGAUCUUAAAGAAGAGCCACACCCCAAUCCCCUUACAGGGGCUGUCCUGAGACAGAUUAUGUUUGUGUACACAACGUGCGUGUGUGAAUGCAUGUAAUCUUCGCUUCAUUCAGAGCAGUCCCACUCCCAAAUACCCCUUUUCCAUAAUCACAUUGCAACAGCCUGAAAAUCACAGAACCAUUGUUUAAGUAUUCUAAAAAACAGUAGUUGGAAAACAGCAUCAGCAAUGAAAUGCAAAGUUUGUCAUUUACUUAAAUUAUCUAAACAAACACACAUGUUCUUGCUUUGUAGCCUCAACAAUAUUCACCCAAGGCCUUGGGUCCUAUGAACUGUAAUGAUUCUGGAAGACACAGAGUGCACUCAUGGGCACACUCUAGCCGGCUUUAACUCAGCCAUGGGCUAUUACUGUCCCCCCCCCCCCCUUUCUAUUAAUACUUUUAAGGCCUCACUAGGGGAAGUGGCUUGAUAGAAGAGCCUAUUUAUGAGACACGUCUGAAGGAAAAUGGUCGAAGUUCUGUGGUUUUAACUAGUCACCAACGUGUCAAAGGAGUUCCUCUCCCAUUCCUGAGAUAUUAUGCGCUCAUUAUUCUGUUGUGCUGCGAUUCUAAGAGUGGACUCUGUUCACGUAGUCCAACCUUACCCCUAAAGGCUUUAGAAUAGGGAUUAUCCUAGCAGCAUGUGUUUGUGUGUGGACACUGUGAGUGGGUGUGUGUUUCCUUAUAUUUGUAUAGUGAAACAGCAGACUAUAUAUCGUCAGACAUUGUUAUUGCCUUCAUUAGUCAUAUGCAUUUGACUUAUGUUUAUGUCUAUGUGUGUGUGCACGCGUCUGUGUUCAUGUGUGUGCGUGUGUGUGUUUGACCAUCCAGGGGCAGCCAUGCUGACCACCUUAAUGGACGGCCUCCUCUGCUGCCUGACGGGGAAGUCGGCCAACGUCGUGGUUCCCAUAGAAACCUCGGAACCCGCUGACGGCUACGAGUUCGUGGAGGUCAAACCGGGUCGCGUCCUGAGGGUCCGACACGUCAUCCCGGAGCGGGAGGUGGAGGAAGAGCCCAGCGGGCCGGGGGGAAGCGUCCACUGCAAGAGGAAGAUCACAGUGUAUCGUAACGGACAGCUACUGAUAGAAAACCUGGGGGAUGCGGUAAGACAGGAGCUGUUACAUGCUCCGAACGGAGAAGCAGAACCCAACUGUACUGUAGAGGUAGAGCUCGGAGACCCACCUUCCAAUCCAACUCCCAACCCUGACCCCAAAGUGGACAAGACCGGGUCAGUGGUUGGGACAGGGGGAAGUGGGGCAAGGGGAGCGGCAACAGCUCCAGCCCCGACCCUCGGAUUAGCCCCAGAUCUGACCCAGCAGCUCCGGAAGCGGCGGCGGAAGCCAAAGCGCACAGUGGUGAUCGACAGCGAGAGGAAGAUCACAUCGUGUAAGGGGACACACGCAGACGUGGCACUGUUCUUCGUGCAUGGCGUGGGCGGCUCACUGGACAUCUGGGGCAGUCAGUUAGACUUCUUCUUCCGUCUGGGCUAUGAGGUCAUCGCGCCAGACCUGGCAGGUCACGGGGCAAGCUUGGCGCCCCAGAUCGCGGCGGCAUACACGUUUUACGCCCUGGCCGAGGACAUGAGGGCCAUCUUUAAGAGAUACGCACGGAAAAGGAACAUACUCAUCGGACACUCCUAUGGGUGAGUUAGACAGAAGUGUGUUAGUUACAGACACUACAUAUUGUAUUUUUUGCAUUUUGCUCUCCCAGACUCUCUCCAUCUCUCUCCAUCGCUCUCUCUCUCUCUUUCUACAGUGUGUCAUUCUGUACGUUCCUGGCCCAUGAGUACCCCGACCAGGUCCACAAGGUGGUGAUGAUAAACGGAGGAGGCCCAACAGCCCUGGAGCCCAGCCUUUGUUCCAUCUUCAACCUCCCCACCUGCGUCCUGCACUGCCUCUCUCCCUGCCUCUCCUGGAGCUUUCUCAAGUAAGAGCGGGCGAGUGAUAGAGAGAGAGUGUGUGUAUGUGUGUGUGCGCCUUCCCUCCCAUACAGACAAACUUCAGUACAAAGAUCUUUCCGUCUAUGUCGUUCAAGUAUGAUAUCCUAUGCUCCACUCACUCUCUCCUCUUCCUCUCCUCUGCCUCCCUCCCUCCCUCAGGGCUGGGUUUGCCCAUCAGGGUGCGAAGGAGAAGCAGCUAUUGAAAGACAACAACGCCUUCAACGUGUCCUCCUUCGUGCUGCGUGCCAUGAUGAGUGGCCAGUACUGGCCAGAGGGCGACGAGGUGUACCACGCAGAGAUCACUGUGCCCAUCCUGCUGGUGCACGGCAUGUACGACAAGUUUGUGCCCGUGGAGGAGGAUCAGCGAAUGGCAGAGGUGAGAGGGAAACCUUAAUGCCAACUGUAACCCUAACUUUAACCCUAACCCUAUCUUUAAACCGAAUCUAACCUCCCUGCCUCCUCUCAGAUCUUGCUGCUGGCCUUCCUAAAGAUAAUCAACGAGGGCAGUCACAUGGUGAUGAUGGAGUGUCCCGAGAGCGUCAACACCCUCCUGCACGAGUUCUUCCUCUGGGAGCCAGACUCCCCUCCUAAAUCUAAACCACGACCUGAAAUCACCGCCAAGAGACCCGAAACCGCCAAGACCCCCACUGCAUCCAACGGGGGAGCAACUUCAGAAAGCCAAGCCAAGAAUAAGUAA